AUGUCUAAGGAAGAAGUCCGCGUUCUGGGCAUGCCGCCCUUCAUGGCCGACUUCCUCAUGGGAGGUGUCUCUGCCGCCGUCUCCAAGACUGCUGCUGCCCCCAUCGAGCGUAUUAAGCUCCUCAUCCAGAACCAGGAUGAGAUGCUUAAGCAGGGCCGUCUGGACCGCAAGUACGAGGGUAUCGCCGACUGCUUCAAGCGUACCGCUGCCGACGAGGGUGUCAUGUCCCUGUGGCGUGGUAACACUGCCAACGUCAUCCGUUACUUCCCUACCCAGGCACUGAACUUUGCCUUCCGUGACAAGUUCAAGAAGAUGUUCGGCUACAAGAAGGAGAAGGACGGCUACGCCAAGUGGAUGGCUGGUAACCUGGCCUCCGGUGGUGCCGCUGGUGCCACUUCCCUCCUCUUCGUCUACUCCCUGGACUACGCCCGUACCCGUCUGGCCAACGACAACAAGAACGCCAAGAAGGGUGGUGAGCGCCAGUUCAACGGUCUCAUUGACGUCUACCGCAAGACCCUUGCCUCCGACGGUAUUGCCGGUCUCUACCGUGGCUUCAUGCCCUCCGUCGCCGGUAUCGUCGUCUACCGUGGUCUGUACUUCGGCAUGUACGACUCCAUCAAGCCCGUCCUCCUCGUCGGCACCCUCCAGAACAACUUCCUCGCCUCUUUCGCUCUCGGAUGGCUCGUCACCACCGGAGCCGGUAUCGCCUCUUACCCUCUUGACACCAUCCGUCGUCGCAUGAUGAUGACCUCUGGUGAGGCCGUCAAGUACAAGGGCACUUUCGACGCCGGCAAGCAGAUCGUCGCCAAGGAGGGUGUCAAGUCUCUCUUCAAGGGUGCUGGUGCCAACAUUCUCCGUGGUGUCGCCGGUGCUGGUGUCCUGUCCAUCUACGACCAGCUGCAGGUCCUGCUCUUCGGCAAGGCCUUCAAGGGUGGCUCUGGCUAA
Molecule: messenger RNA, 945 nt
Organism: Colletotrichum aenigma
Lineage: Eukaryota; Fungi; Ascomycota; Sordariomycetes; Glomerellales; Glomerellaceae
Gene: aac
Product: ADP,ATP carrier protein
Exons: 4
Coding region: 1-945 (314 amino acids)
Biological process (GO): mitochondrial ATP transmembrane transport; mitochondrial ADP transmembrane transport
Cellular component (GO): mitochondrial inner membrane
Molecular function (GO): ATP:ADP antiporter activity
Source: RefSeq, a predicted model, not a curated record